AUGUCGCGGGACUACCGAAGACUCGCAUCCUCACGGCCGGAUUUCGACACAAUUUCCUACAAAUUCUGGUGUAACUUGCAAGUUCAAGGCGUGCGCAUCCAACACUGGGAAUGCCAUCACUGGAACGGGUGCGACUUUGUCGUCGAUGAAACCAAGAGCAUCUUGACUUACACCAAUGUCGAGAUGUCUGCCAAGGAAUCUCGUCAAUGGGACAAUGGGGUGACACGAAGGGCCACGAAAGCGCAAGAUACUCAUGGCCUCAAGGUGCCCGAUGAAAAAGUCUAUGCCGGCGAAGACGACAUUGUGUAA
Molecule: messenger RNA, 309 nt
Organism: Colletotrichum lupini
Lineage: Eukaryota; Fungi; Ascomycota; Sordariomycetes; Glomerellales; Glomerellaceae
Exons: 1
Coding region: 1-309 (102 amino acids)
Source: RefSeq, a predicted model, not a curated record